Messenger RNA from Eleginops maclovinus (Patagonian blennie), 4323 nucleotides. RefSeq names its product NACHT, LRR and PYD domains-containing protein 12-like. Gene Ontology annotation, cellular component: cytoplasm. The transcript has 16 exons. Lineage: Eukaryota; Metazoa; Chordata; Actinopteri; Perciformes; Eleginopidae. Gene Ontology annotation, molecular function: protein binding. The coding region runs from base 73 to 3822 and encodes 1249 amino acids. The record is from RefSeq and is a predicted model, not a curated record. Gene Ontology annotation, biological process: intracellular signal transduction.
CGAAAGUGAAAGUUUGAAGUCAGACUGCAUUUUACACCUCGACAGAGCAGGAGGAAAACAGGACUGGAGAAGAUGAGUCAUUUAAAAGAGGAGGAAGAGGACAGAUCUUCAGUCUCCAGCGGUCUGUCUCUGAAGAGUGACCGGUCUAAAUAUCAACCUAUAUACUUCAGUAAUGAACCUGGACCCUCAGACAGGAAACAGAGAGCAGAGUCUCCAGUCUCCAGCUGUCUGUCUCUGAAGAGUGACGGGUCUAAAUAUCAACCUAUAAACUUCAGUAAUGAACGUGGACCCUCAGACAGGAAAGGGAAGAGGAAGAGUCCUGUUCCUGUGGAGGAGCAGCUGUCCAGCUGUGCUCUGUGUCAGGACGUCCUGAAGGAUCCAGUCUCUACCAGCUGUGGACACUGGUUCUGCAGACAGUGCAUCACCUCAUACUGGGAGCAGCGAGCUCCAUCAGGAGACUCCCCCUGUCCCCAGUGUGGAAAAAGAUCCAGAACCAGAGCUGGACUGCAGACAGCCAGUCAGACCAGAGCUGUACAGAAUGGUGGUCUGCAGCAGGUUUUAGAGGACCAUAGGAUCAGUCUGAGGAGGAGAUGUGAACGUGUGACUGAAGGAACUGAUGAAAGUGAAACCCUCCUCAACAGGAUUUUCACUGAGCUCUACAUCACACAAGGACGGAGUGAAGAGGUUAAUACCCAACAUGAGGUGAGGCAGCUGGAGAUGGCUUUCAAGAAGGAGACCCUCCAUGAAACUCGACUCAAGUGCCAGGACAUCUUUAAAGCCUUAGCUUACCAUCAGACCCACAUCAGAGUGGUCCUGACCAACGGCGUCGCUGGAGUUGGAAAAACCUUCUCAGUGCAGAAGUUCACUCUGGACUGGGCCGAGGGUUUGGAGAACCAAGAUGUGAGUCUGGUGAUCCCGCUCUCCUUCAGGGAGCUGAACCUGAUCAAAGCUGAGCAGUACAGUCUUCUCAGGCUGAUCCAUGUUUUCCAUCCAGCCUUACAGAAGGUCACAGCAGAGCAGCUGGCUGUCUGUAAAGUGCUGUUCAUCUUUGACGGCCUGGAUGAAAGCAGACUCUCUCUGGAUUUCAGAAAAAGUGAGGUUGUGUCUGAUGUCUCACAGCAAUCCUCAGUCAACGUGCUGCUGACAAACCUCAUCAGGGGGAAGCUGCUUCCUUCAGCUCUCGUCUGGAUCACUUCCAGACCUGCAGCGGCCAAUCAGAUCCCUCCUAAGUGUGUGGACAGGGUGACAGAAGUACGAGGCUUCACUGACGCUCAGAAGGAGCAGUACUUCAGGAGGAGAUCCAGAGAUGAAGAACUGUCCAGCAGAAUCAUCUCUCACAUCAAGAGCUCCAGGAGCCUCCACAUCAUGUGUCUGAUCCCAGUCUUCUGCUGGAUCACUGCUGCAGUUGUGGACCACAUGUUGACUACAGACCAGAGAGGAGAGCUGCCCAAGACCCUCACUGACAUGUACUCACACUUCCUGCUGGUCCUGACAAAGAGGAAGAAGCAGAAGUACCAUGAGGGACAUGAGACGAGCCCACAGCAGCUGACGGAGGCUGACAGUGAGGUUCUUCUGAAGCUGGGGAGGCUGGCGUUUGAACAUCUGGAGAAAGGAGACAUUAUGUUCUACCAAGAAGACCUGCAGCGCUGUGGUCUUGAUGUCACCGAGGCCUUGGUGCACUCAGGAGUCUGUACAGAGAUCUUCAAAAGAGAGAGCGUGACCUUCCAGAAAACAGUCUACUGCUUUGUUCAUCUGAGUGUCCAGGAGUUUCUGGCUGCAGUCUACAUGCUGCACUGCUACACCAACAGGAACACUGCGGUACUGAAGGACUUCCUGCAGGGAGACUGGGUCGAUGACAACAGGUAUAGCAGUGAUCAGGAUUACCCAUCCCUGGACGUCUUCCUAAAGAGAGCCAUGGAGAAAUCUUUCAAAAGUGAAAAUGGCCACCUGGACCUGUUUGUCCGCUUUCUCCACGGCCUCUCUCUGGAGUCCAACCAGAGACUCUUAGGAGGCCUGCUGGGUCGCACAGACACCCGUCCAGAAGUCACCCAGAGAGCCAUCAACAACCUGAAGGAGAUAAGAAGUUCUAACAUUUCUGACAACAGGAGCAUCAACAUCUUCCACUGUCUGACAGAGAUGAACGAUCACUCAGUACAUCAGGAGAUCACAGAGUUCCUGAAGUCAGAGAACAGAUCAAAGAGACUCUCUGUGAAACACCCCUCAGCUCUGGCCUACAGGCUGCAGAUGUCAGAGGAGGUUCUGGAUGAGUUGGACCUGGAGAAGGACAACACAUCAGAGGAGGGACGACAGAGACUGAUUCCAGCUGUGAGGAGCUGCAGAGAGGCUGUAAUUCCUUACUGUGGAUUCCUAGACUGGGAAGUCGUGGCCUCAGCUCUGAAGUCUGGCCCCUCCUCUCUGAGAGAGCUGGAGCUGACGGACAGAGGUCUGGAGGAUUCAGUCGUGGAGGUGCUGAGUUCUGGACUAAAGAGUCCAAACUGCAGACUGGAGACCCUGAGACUGUGGGGCUGCGGUCUGACAAAGAUCAGCUGUGCUUCUCUGGCCUCAGCUCUGAAGUCCAACCCCUCCCAUCUGAGAGAGCUGGAGCUGAGUAACAACGCUCUGCAGAAUUCAGGAGUGGAGCUGCUGAGAGAUCUUCUGGAGAGUCCACUCUGCAGACUGCAGACUCUCAGACUGAGGUGGUGCGGUCUGUCAACGAUCAGCUGUGCUUCUCUGGCCUCAGCUCUGAAGUCCAACCCCUCCCAUCUGAGAGAGCUGGAACUGAGUAACAACACUCUGCAGGAUUCAGGAGUGGAGCUGCUGAGAGAUCUUCUGGAGAAUCCACUCUGCAGACUGCAGACUCUCAGACUGAGGUGGUGCCGUCUGACAAAGAUCAGCUGUGCUUCUCUGGCCUCAGCUCUGAAGUCCAACCCCUCCCAUCUGAGAGAGCUGGAACUGAGUAACAACACUCUGCAGGAUUCAGGAGUGGAGCUGCUGAGAGAUCUUCUGGAGAGUCCACUCUGCAGACUGCAGACUCUCAGACUGGUGGGCUGCAAUCUGACAGAUAUCAGCUGUGCUUCUCUGGCCUCAGCUCUGAAGUCCAACCCCUCCCAUCUGAGAGAGCUGGAACUGAGUAACAACGCUCUGCAGGAUUCAGGAGUGGAGCUGCUGAGAGGUCUUCUGGAGAGUCCACUCUGCAGACUGCAGACUCUCAGACUGGUGGGCUGCUGUCUGUCAGAUAUCAGCUGUGCUUCUCUGGCCUCAGCUCUGAAGUCCAACCCCUCCCAUCUGAGAGAGCUGGACCUGAGUGUCAACGCUCUGCAGGAUUCAGGAGUGGAGCUGCUGAGAGGUCUUCUGGAGAGUCCACUCUGCAGACUGCAGACUCUCAGACUGAGGUGGUGCGGUCUGUCAACGAUCAGCUGUGCUUCUCUGGCCUCAGCUCUGAAGUCCAACCCCUCCCAUCUGAGAGAGCUGGAACUGAGUAACAACACUCUGCAGGAUUCAGGAGUGGAGCUGCUGAGAGAUCUUCUGGAGAAUCCACUCUGCAGACUGCAGACUCUCAGACUGAGGUGGUGCGGUCUGUCAACGAUCAGCUGUGCUUCUCUGGCCUCAGCUCUGAAGUCCAACCCCUCCUGUCUGAGAGAGCUGGAGCUGAGUGAGAACGCUCUGCAGGAUUCAGGAGUGGAGCUGCUGAGAGGUCUUCUGGAGAGUCCACUCUGCAGACUGCAGACUCUCAGGAUCAAUAUGGAGACGAUCACAGCCAAGAUCCAGAAGAACUGGGACUCUGAUGUGGAACAGGAAGUGGAGACAGACAGAGAGGUCUGAGAGGGUUACCUGCUGACCCGUGUCCAUCUCAACCAGUGUCUGCAGGCAUCCCAUAAUCCUGCGUUUGGGUGUUUCCUGCAUUAGGGUGGGAUAACGUUCUCCGUGUGAUCAAAGCUCUGGGUUCUCUUGGAAACGCCCUCCGACGACAAAGUCAGAAGAAGGAAUAUUUUUCACCUCUUGAUGUUUUUCACUUCGGGCUCCAUGUCCAAUCAAAAGCUUCCAUUGCUUUAAAACCAGCUCUGCCUGGUGUCUUUGAAAUGGUGCUGAUAAAGGUUUAGGUGGUCUUUAUGAAAUGUAAGCAUGAAUCAAUGUAACCUUUAAGAUGUGUUGAGAUAUCCUCAGAAUGAAAUGCAUAGCUGUGCAGAGUGGAUUCAGUUCACUGUCUGUUGACGGGACGGGGGUCUGUGUGCAGAUGAAUUUAGUAUGUGACAAUAAAAGUACACAAAGUAUUUACAACGUACAUAAACAUAGAAAUAAACACACUUUCUGUCAAACUUGAAA